Molecule: messenger RNA, 1720 nt
Organism: Plodia interpunctella (Indianmeal moth)
Lineage: Eukaryota; Metazoa; Arthropoda; Insecta; Lepidoptera; Pyralidae
Gene: Fer1HCH
Product: ferritin heavy chain-like
Exons: 5
Coding region: 383-1018 (211 amino acids)
Biological process (GO): iron ion transport; intracellular iron ion homeostasis
Cellular component (GO): cytoplasm
Molecular function (GO): ferric iron binding; ferrous iron binding
Source: RefSeq, a predicted model, not a curated record
AUGACGUAGUAGUGACGAAGUCGUGUAGCAUAUUUCUAGCUAGCCACCACACCAAAGAAUUUUUUUUUUAACUUCAGUUUUCCCACUUUUCGAAAUAAUAGCUGGCAACACUGCUAAAAGUUCUUGUCAUUACUAACUACGUACUAGGACGAUCGCGACGAGAGAGAUGGUAUUGUUAUCAAUAUCAAUGCGUAGUUCAUUAUUUUCGUUUAAUCAGAGCUCUCGAAACGAAUAGGUCACUUUUGCCACUUUAUUUGCCAACUCCAAGUCGCCUUCUGCACCAGUGUGUGUAAAGGCCUGACUUAGGUAACGUGUACCUUAGCUGAACAAAACUAGAUUUUUAUCGUCAAGUGUCUGUGAUUUACUUGUAGAACUAUUCAAAAUGAAGGCUAUCCUGUUAGCAGUCGUAGGCCUCCUGGCCGUCAUCGCCCCAGCAUUCGCCACACAAUGCCACGUAAAUCCGGUGACCAUUCCACGGGAAUGGAUCACGGUCCACCGCUCAUGCCGCGAUAGCAUGCGGAGACAGAUACAGGAGGAGGUCAAAGCUUCACUCCAAUACUUGGCCAUGGGCGCUCACUUCUCCAGGGACAGCAUUAAUCGUCCUGGCUUCGCGAAGUUGUUCUUCGAUGCCGCGUCUGAGGAGCGCGAACAUGCCAUGAAACUUAUUGAGUACCUUCUCAUGAGGGGAGAGUUAACGUCGGAUGUCAGUUCGCUCAUACAGAUCAGGCCUCCAGAACGUAAAUUCUGGGAUAACGGCGUGGAAGCUUUGGAACACGCUCUCAAAAUGGAGACGGAAGUCACAAAGAGUAUCAGAACAGUGAUCAUAAAUUGCGAAAACGACGACAAUUACAAUCAUUACCACCUUGUCGACUACCUAACUGGCGAGUUCCUGGAAGAGCAAUACAAGGGCCAACGCGACCUCGCGGGCAAAGCAUCCACACUCAAGAAGAUGAUGGAUCGCCAUGCCGCUCUCGGAGAAUUCAUGUUCGACAAGAAACUCCUCGGCAUGGACCUUUAAACGGCGCCAUUUCUUCAUUCAGUACAAAAUUAAAUUAAAUAAAGAAUCGAAUUGACAGCUUCGUUUUUUGUCAUUCAGUAAAAAAAUUAAAUUUUAAAAAAUAACAUUGACAGCUAGCUUUGUUUUUUUUUAAAUUGAACAAAAUUAAAAAUAAAUAGUUUGACAGUUGAGAGAUUUGCUUUUUAAAUUGGCAUUAUUGAACGCGCCAUUUUGAAUACAGAUCAAAUACCAUUUUAUAAAUAAGAAUAGAACAUAUUUUCGAUUCCCUUGUCUUAUUUUUUUUAAAUCACUUCGAAGAACGUAGGAUGUUUUUCUAAACUUUCUAAGUCUUUAAAAUUAGUAUUUAAAUUCAAUUUUUUUUUCUCUAUUGCAUGAUAUUGUCAUUGUCAAAUUGGUACAAACUCAAGCAUUGUUAGUUAAGCUAAUUUCGGCGCUAAUAUUAAGAACUACACAUGUUUAAUGUUUAAAAAUCAACAUUUAUGAAAGCCAUUCUUAUUCAUAAAGUUACGUACAAUAUGUAUGUUAGAUAUAGAUUUUCAAGUACGCAGAUACAGUAUAUAAAAAGCUAUUUAUCAGUCAAUUAAUGAAAGUAGUUUCGGUCAUUGUAAUAAAAGGUGUUUAUGCAAUUCAGUAUGUAGUAAAAUCAUUAUUUUAGAUUUUUUGUAAUUGUCUUAUUUUUCAGUAAUAAAGUUUAAUCUUCCA